Messenger RNA from Rhizoctonia solani, 1440 nucleotides. RefSeq names its product Gly-Xaa carboxypeptidase. NCBI's taxonomy places the organism in Eukaryota, Fungi, Basidiomycota, Agaricomycetes, Cantharellales, Ceratobasidiaceae. Gene Ontology annotation, molecular function: metallodipeptidase activity. Bases 1 to 1440 code for a protein of 479 amino acids. The record is from RefSeq and is a predicted model, not a curated record. Gene Ontology annotation, biological process: proteolysis. The transcript is spliced from 14 exons.
AUGACUGCUGCACCGAAAGAGUUCUUUGACUACGUCGAUGCGCACAAGGACGCGUUUAUCAAGCGCUUGUCCAAUGCUAUCGCGAUCCCAAGUGUCUCUGGUGAUGCUUCCUACCGCAAACAUGUCCAUGAAAUGGGCCAUUUUGUCCAACGUGAACUCGAAGCGGUUGGAGUGACCACCAAACUCGUACCAUUGGGCCCACAGGAGCUCGAUGGCCAAACGGUUGAGCUUCCUCCAGUCGUUUUCGGUAGGCUUGGAGAGGACAAGAAUAAGAAGACUGUUCUCAUCUAUGCGCAUUACGACGUCCAACCGGCAUUGCUCAGCGACGGAUGGACUCAUGAUCCAUUUGUAUUGACACAUGACAAGGAGACCGACAGGUUGUAUGGACGUGGUUCUUCUGACGAUAAGGGCCCCCUGCUAGGAUGGAUCAACGUACUAGAGGCACAUAAGGCGCUUGGUAUUGAGCUGCCAGUUAAUCUAAGGGUGUGCUUUGAAGGCAUGGAGGAAAGUGGAAGCGAGGGAUUGGAUGACCUGAUCAAGGCCGAAGCUGGACCUGGAAAGUUCUUCGAUGGAGUUGACUGUGUUUGCAUCUCAGAUAACUACUGGCUUAACGAUGUCACUCCCUGCCUGACCUACGGUCUUCGAGGAAUAUCCUACUUCAAAGUAACGAUUUCGGGCCCUGCAAAGGAUCUGCACUCUGGCUUAUUCGGCAACUGCGUUCACGAGCCAAUGACUGAUCUAUUCCACUUGUUCUCCAAGUUGGUCACCCCACAGGGGAAGAUCCUCAUCCCAGGGAUCAACGACCUUGUAGAUGAGUUGACUCCUGAAGAACGUGAACGCUAUGAACGAAUGGAUUAUUCUAUCGCAGAUAUCAACGAAUCUGUUGGUGCAUCUAUUGCAAUCUCUGACGACAAAGCGGAAGUUCUCAUGGGCAAGAUGCGUUACCCAAGUUUGUCGAUUCAUGGAAUCGAAGGCGCAUUCAGUGCCGCGGGCGCAAAGACAGUGAUUCCAGCUAAGAUUUCUGGCAAAUUCUCCAUUCGAUUGGUACCCAGCAUGACGCCAGAGAAUGUCGACUCGCUCGUAAUCCAAUACCUCGAAUCCGAAUUUGCAAAAUUAAACUCAAAGAGCAAGUUGACCGUUGAGAACCUUCACGGCGGCAAGCCAUACCUCGCAGACCCGAACCACUGGAACUUCGUAGCAGCCGCCAAAGCUACCCAAGCAAUCUACGGCAAGCAACCUGAUCUCACACGGGAAGGAGGGUCGAUUCCCGUGACGCUCACUUUUGCUGAUGCAUUGGGAGUUAGCGUUUUGUUGCUGCCCAUGGGACGGGGAAGUGACGGUGCUCACUCGACCAACGAAAAGUUGGAUUUGUCGAAUUACAUCAAUGGGACCAAGGUUCUCGGCACUUACUUGCAUGAAAUUGCCAAAUCUACCAACUAG